This is a messenger RNA of Caenorhabditis remanei, 867 nucleotides long. RefSeq lists its product as uncharacterized. The record is from RefSeq and is a predicted model, not a curated record. NCBI's taxonomy places the organism in Eukaryota, Metazoa, Nematoda, Chromadorea, Rhabditida, Rhabditidae. The transcript has 7 exons. The coding region runs from base 1 to 867 and encodes 288 amino acids. Gene Ontology annotation, cellular component: endomembrane system; membrane.
AUGCAGCCAGUCAAUGACGACAAUGGAAUCAAGGGAACUCAGAAAAAGUAUUACGUUUUGUGGUAUUCCACUGAAGAUAUGGACAGAAUCUGCGAAUUUCUAUACAAUGAACUUUGCCCCCAGCAUUCAAAGUUCCGAUCUUUGGUUGGAAAACGGCUUAUCAGUGAAAUUCGUCUUAUCAAUCCUAUGGAUAACGGUAUGAAGGCCGCGUCGUUCCAUCUUGUCUGUGCUUCUUUGUAUGCAUUUGUAUGCUACAAGGAUAGCCAAAUUGUCACGGGAGCUCUAUUGCCAAUUCCAUAUGUUAACUGGUCAAGAUUCGUGUGGUUGACUAUCAUUGACUUGUACAUGCAAACCCUCUACCACUCGAUCGGAUUCAUUCUCUCUAUCGUGUCACCAAACAAGCGUCAUGUCAUCUUUGACUACUGGACCAAAGCUCUUGUUGGACCAAUUGGAGUUGCCGUCACAGUUCUAUUCUGGGGAUUGUUCCUCUUCGAUCCAGCCACUCUUGCUCGUGAUGAGAUGGCAAUGAAAAUUCUCUCCCUUUUCUGGUUCAAUCACGGACUUCAUACUCUGCCAGCGAUCACUGCCCAUUUGGACAUUCUCAUCUACAAUCACACUAACUUCUCCACCAGCGCUAUUUUGAAGGGAAUCGCCGUCUUCGUCACUCUCUACUUGGUCGACCUUCACUAUGUCUUCUACACUGCCGGAUUCUGGGCGUACCCAAUUCUUGGAGAGUUAGCUGCUCCAUUCCGGCUCGUUUUCAUUGCUGCGUGCAUGUUUGUGGUCUAUCUCGGAUACGUCUGGCUCUCUCUUCUCCACACCUUGGUUCACGGAUCCGAGAAGCCAAAGAAUAAGAAGAAAAAUUAA